AUGGAGAGAUUACAAAACCACUCCAACCAAGACCUUGAGGAAUCCGCCAAUCGUGUCUUUUCCGGCCCCGAUCCUUGGCCUAUCUUUGACGAUGAUGAGAAUAGUCAUCGAUUCCAUAGGACCAGGUCCACCUCAUUUUCGCGACUUCGACAAGCAGGUGGCGUGAACAGUAUUGACAACUUCGCGCGGUCAUGGCAAAGAGCUGCCUACUUCCCGGGGGCACUUCUUCGCCGAUCUUCGUUUGUGGCGUCUGAGUCGGAGGAUGGAUGGGCUUCUGCAGCGGGUGUAGAAGCUGGGUCACCCUCGUCGCCAUUUCUACAACCAGAACGAUCGCCAUUGCUCGCGGGAAAUGAUACGGAACGGGUAUAUAACAAGUUGGAUGUCCCGGGCUCAUCCAAGCCAAAGCUUCCGGGCAUUGGAAUUUCUGGAUCACCACUGGAUGGAGGGUAUGGAACUUCGUACGGGUCGAUUUCUUCUCAGGUUACCGAUGUGGCUCGAAGACAUGCAAUUCAGCUUCACAAGGAACAUCAGGCGCAUCCCGACAUUGUUGUUGGUAGCGAUGACCAGCCUAUUCUGGUUAAGCAAGUUCAACAUGAGGAUGGUACCCGGGAAAAUAUCGUUGUUGGCCAAUCUACCGUGCCACAGACAAUUUUCAACUCGGUCAACGUGCUGAUUGGGGUUGGCUUGUUGAGCUUGCCGCUAGCAAUGAAACAAGCUGGAUGGCUUUUAGGACUGUCAUUUCUCUUCCUCUCCGCAGUAACAACGUCGUACACUGCUAAAAUCCUGGCUAAAUGUCUGGAUGUUGAUCCUACCCUUGCUACUUACGCUGAUCUAGCGUACAUCAGUUUUGGGCAUCAUGCGCGUUUAAUGACGAGUCUGUUGUUCUGCCUGGAACUUGUGGGGGCUUGUGUUGCCCUCGUCGUGCUUUUCGCAGACAGCCUCCAGGCUCUGAUCCCUGGUCUGACAAUCCUCCAAUGGAAGGUUAUUUGUGGAGUGGUGCUCAUCCCGCUUAAUUUUAUCCCUCUGCGACUGCUGAGUGUGACAAGUAUCUUGGGCAUACUGUCAUGCACGUCGAUUGUCUUGAUCGUCUUCAUUGAUGGCUUGUUGAAACCAAAUGCUCCCGGUUCGAUUCAGCAGCCAGCAAGGACUACUCUAUUUCCUGAUAAUUGGAACACUCUUCCUCUCAGUUUCGGUCUCAUCAUGUCACCCUGGGGUGGUCAUUCAGUAUUCCCUAAUAUAUACCGGGAUAUGAGGCAUCCUCGUAAGUAUGGGAAGAGUCUCUGGACAACUUAUAUAUUUACGUACUCACUUGACUGUGCUAUGGCCAUAAUCGGCUGGGUCAUGUUUGGGGACGCUGUUCGAGACGAGGUUACGGCAAACGUCCUGCUACUUACCGAUUACCCCCACACAUUAUCGAUAUGCAUGAUAGUCUUCAUAUCAAUAAUCCCGAUUACCAAAGUGCCUUUGAAUUGCCGGCCUCUGGUGGCUACUGUCGAGAUUCUUUGUGGGUUAAAUCCACGGGUCGAAGCGACGACUAAUAAUCCCGGGGAGUUGAAAGAAGUAAUUCGGCAGUUAUCAAAAAUCAUGGUCCGUGUUCUCACUGUGGUCGUGAUUGUUAUUAUGGCCGUUAUCUUCCCAUCAUUUGACAGGAUCAUGGCGCUGAUGGGAUCCUGUUUAUGCUUCACAAUCUGUGUGAUUCUACCAAUCGCUUUUUACUUGAGAAUAUUCGGGAAAGAGAUUAGCCGGCGUGAACGCAUACUCGACUGGUUCAUUCUUGCUGUAUCAUCAACAUUGGCGCUUGUUGGGACUGCUUGGGCAUUCUUGCCCGAAGACAUGGUUCCUGCUAGAUAG
Molecule: messenger RNA, 1851 nt
Organism: Monascus purpureus
Lineage: Eukaryota; Fungi; Ascomycota; Eurotiomycetes; Eurotiales; Aspergillaceae
Source: the annotation of a GenBank genome assembly